AUGCACACUUUCUACGAGAUUUUGCUCGUGCCCAAUAAUGAGGGAGAGACAACGAUAUCGUUCUUUACAAAUGGAAAGAGAUAUCUAUUCAAUUGCUCCGAAAAUCUAAACCGUUUCUGUACCGAAUGUGGAGUGCGUAUAUUCUCUAAUUUGGAUCAUAUUUUCAUUCCACACAUUUCACCAACCUAUUUGGGAGGUUUACCAGGAGCAAUUAUUACGUCUUCCGAAUUGCAACCCGCCAACAAACUUCACUUGUAUGGACCUCCCAAUUUGUGGCAUUAUUUAACAUCAUUGAGGCCGUUUGUGAAAACUUCAAUGCAUUUUAAGAUUAUGUUGAAUCAAAUGAUGGAACAUCAACUAGACCAAGAUUAUCUUUUUCAUAGCGAUGAAAAUCUUACAGUACGAGGUUUACUGUUAAAAAGUGACCGUGCUUCAAGAGGAGAUUACCACUCCCACUUACAGCAAUGUGAUUUUGGAGCGCCAUUCGUAUUACGAAAUGCUAAUGGCAGCUUUAGAAAACACUCGUCAAAUAUUGUUGGAAAUUUAUCUUGGGAUUUUCUCUUCUCAACUAAGAAGAAUGACAACAACAAAAAUACCUCGUCAUCAAAUAGCAGCGGUCGUGAUUCUCAAAGUACAGACCUUUCUCCCAUGAAAAAAAAGCAAAAAAAGGAGAGUGAGGCAUGUUAUUAUAGCUUUAAAAACCGCUUGAACAUUCAACCAUUAGGCGAGUUUGAAAUUACUCAAAAUGAGACUCUCAGAGAAAUGCUUAAACACAUGCAUCCAACCAUGGCUGAUUAUUGUCUAUGCUUUUUAUGCAAGACUGCAGACAUUCCAGGUAAAUUUGAUGCUGAAAAAGCCAACCUGCUUGGCAUUGUUGGAGCAGACAGAGGAAGACUUGUCAAAGGUGAAACCAUACAAGUGAACGGACGUACCAUCAAACCUGAAGAUAUUAUUAGUCCUCCAACACCUGGUUCAGAAGUACUAAUUAUUAAUUGCCCUAAUGAGCAUUACUUGACAAGUUUGUUGUCAAACAAACACUUUGAAAAGUACAUGAGCACGGUAGUAUCGGUGAUACACUGUGUUCCUCAUCAUAUUCUCACAACUCCUCAAUAUCGAGAAUUUAUGGAUAAGUUUCAUAAGGAAUGCGAUCAUGUCAUUGUAAAUGAAGACUCCUCAAAGGAUGCCUCAUCAUUUGUUUCCUCCUGUACGAACAUUACAGAGUUCAGUCUAGUUGAUAAGGAAUUAUUUACUCAAUGUUUAACACCGAAUUACAAGAGUGACUCUGGCUCAAAUAGAUCACAAGUCAUUGAGCAGCAUCCAAAUGCAAAAGUGGUAUAUGGAGAAAGUUUAAUGAGAUACAAUCUUAUUCCAGUUCGAUAUAGAGGCAUAGACAAUAGCAAAGUAUCGUAUAUUCACAAAAUUGAUCCAGAACAAGUUGAGCAAACCUUUUACCAAAAUUAUCCAGCCAUUGCCAAACAUUUGAAUGACUACAAGGAAAGAGUUGCCAAGGAAAGUGACUUGAAUCAGACCGAAUCUCAUCCACAAGCCAAUAUUUUAAAGAAAUGUAGUGAUGAGGAAUUUGAAAUAAUUUUCUUGGGAACUGGUUCUUCUAUUCCAUCCAAGUAUAGAAAUGUGACUGGUAUUUUAUUGAACUUGUUCGAUCGUGGAGCAAUUCUGUUUGACUGUGGAGAAGGAACAUUGUCUCAAAUUUACAGAGCAUGUGGAAAAGAAAAGCAGAGGCCAUUUUGA
This is a messenger RNA of Naegleria fowleri, 1749 nucleotides long. RefSeq lists its product as uncharacterized. NCBI's taxonomy places the organism in Eukaryota, Heterolobosea, Eutetramitea, Acrasida, Naegleriidae. The transcript has 3 exons. Gene Ontology annotation, biological process: mitochondrial tRNA 3'-end processing. Gene Ontology annotation, cellular component: mitochondrion. Gene Ontology annotation, molecular function: 3'-tRNA processing endoribonuclease activity. The record is from RefSeq and is a predicted model, not a curated record. The coding region runs from base 1 to 1749 and encodes 582 amino acids.